Messenger RNA from Meira miltonrushii, 1443 nucleotides. RefSeq lists its product as uncharacterized. The transcript has 9 exons. The coding region runs from base 1 to 1428 and encodes 475 amino acids. NCBI's taxonomy places the organism in Eukaryota, Fungi, Basidiomycota, Exobasidiomycetes, Exobasidiales, Brachybasidiaceae. The record is from RefSeq and is a predicted model, not a curated record.
AUGCAGAGAUUGCCAAAGCUGUGUAUAGCGGUUGAACACAAGCGACGUCUUGAAAGCUUUUUUCAUCGGUAUGCCGCAUUCGAGUUAGAAAAAGAAGGUUCCUUGUCCUUUCUGCCUGCAAACAUUCUUACAGCACCAUCGCAAGGAACAUAUCGAAAAGACAAAAGUUACCUGCAUUUCCGCGCAGAGAUCAGUCUGCCUGCUGUGUCCUAUAUCGGACUCAACUCCACUCCCUGUAUGGAACAGGCCCAAUCCUAUUCACAACAGGACAAACUCCGUCCCAAUCCUUCUGUUGCACCGAUCGCCUGCGCUCUACACAAUACGUAUCUCUACUACGGCAUUCUGUGUGGAAGUGACCAAAACUCACUUGAGCUUCAGAAGAUCAAAGAUGAGUACAAUCGCCUGUAUACGCUGUAUCUCAAAGAGGUUGCACGACUACUACAAUCAGGGCUUCUUCAUACCAAAACAUUGUUUGCAAGAGAUUCUGAAAUUUACUUAUUUCUUUCUAAGCGCUGCAAAGUCGACAACGAUACUCAACAGCCUCUGUUUUUAUCGACACAAUUGCUAGUAGGAGGAAUAAGUGAAGCAACUGAUUUAUUUCUCAGUAUGCCUCAAUCGUAUCAAAAGAUGUAUGGUGGGUUGAAAUUACUUCUAAAAGAUCUGGAUAUAUCCUCCAAAGGAAAAGUUAGCCAAGAGAUUGGUCGCGCAAUCAUAGCUUUUCUAAAUGAUGGGGAACGCCUGCCUUUACCUUUUGCCGAUGAUGUAAGAACACUUUUUUCAAGGGUGAAUGGGGAAAAAGAAUUUUUCUUUCUGAAAUUAGAUUUCGGUUCCAAUCAACCAUUGUGGGAAGUACCAGGUUUACCUGCAGAUAUGGUAGAAUCUUUGAAAGGCGUUGGAUUGAUGAUCUUCUCCACUUCACUAGGCAGAUGGGUUCAAGUCUUUGCUGAUUUCCGUCUGGGAACUGAACUGUCGAAGUUUACUAAGCUGGCAAGCAAAGCUGUAUUAGAGGGAAAAGCACAAUUCCAGACAGACGCUCACGAUGUAUCCAAACUCGCAGAGCUAGUACCAAGCGCCGAGCUUGACGAAGAUGAUCCUGCAUUCAAAAUUCUUCCACGAACGCUACCGUCUAAUUCAUCGCGGAGAAUACACACUUAUGGUCGUGGCAGCCCGAGGAUAUUCAUACCUAUAAAAGUGGUGUCUAAAUGGUUUUCAGAACUCAAUUAUCCCAGCGGACAACGAAUAUCUGUCAAAAUUGAAAGGAAGACAGCAAGAACAGCAGACGAGGUCAAAAUUUUAGUCAGACUUGAUAGUAGUGAUGUCGGUCAGAAUCAAGGGAUUUGGUAUAAUAUUCUGAGUUACACUAGAAGUCAAAAACCUACAAAAGAGAUGUGGAAUUAUAUCCAGCGAAAGCAGAAAGCUAGCAAGUAGUCUGAUGGAAUUUCU